CGGGGCUUGCAAGAGGGCGGAAAUAGUUUCUUGCAGGACGCUCCUCCGAUAAUAAUGGUGAAGCCUGGGCGUGUAGCGCGGGCUACUGCGCGGUCUGCCGGUCUUGGAGGCUCGGGACAACCUCAGGCGCGACGGCAGCAGCAGUCACAGAGACAGCAGCUCUCGGCCUCACGGCCGGGACAGCGCAGCAAAGAAAAGAAGAAAGUGAAUUGCAAGCCUAAAAACCAGGAUGAGCAAGAAAUCCCUUUCCGGCUCCGAGAGAUUAUGAGGAGCCGACAGGAGAUGAAAAAGACGCUAAGUAACAAGAAGAGAAAAAAGGAAGCCCAGGUGGCUUUCAAGAAGACAUUGGAGAAGGAAGCGAAAGGAGAGGAGCCAGACAUCACUGUCCCCAAGUUCAAGCAGAGGAAGGGGGAGUCUGAUGUGGCCUACAUCCAGCGCAUGGAGCAGGAGGCCCAGCACGUGCUGUUUCUGAGCAAGAACCAGGCCACUCGACAGCCAGAGGUGCAGGCAGCUCCCAAGAAGGAGAAGUCUGAGCGGAAGAAAGCGUUCCAGAAGCGACGACUUGAAAAGGCCCAGAAGAAGAAGGAAGCACGAGCAGUGGACAGAUUGGAGCAGGAGUUGCUAAAAGAUACCGUAAAGUUUGGAGAAGUUGUGCUGCAGCCCCCGGAGCUGACAGUUCAGCCUAGAAGGAGCACAAGCAGAGAUGCGCCUGGGAAGAAAUCACUAAAGCUGAAGAUGCUUUUGGGCCCUGGUGGUGUGUCCCCGGCUCCAGCCACCUCACUGGCCCGCCAGCGUAUCCUGGGGGAAGAACGGGAACGAGCUGUUCAGGCUUACAGAGCCCUGAAGAAGCUGCAUCGACAGGAAGUGACACCUGCACAGCCACCAGGCAGCUCUUCCCAGAGGCAGCUCCAGGCUUGUCUAUGAAGCAGAGACAUAAGGGUCUAAUCCUCUGGAAACUGGUCCGGGAGCUGUUAGACCUCGAUGAGGGAGAGACAGCAGAUCUUCGUUCCCGGGUAGGGUCCUGAGAGUAAGCUUUCAGUUUGGAAGGGUGCUUUUUCCUUCCCCAGAAGAUUGUCCUUUUAAAAAUGACCACCUCUGUAUCCCAUCUCAUGCAGGGCAAGUCCCCCCCACACACACACACUUGCCUGGGAGGGCUGGUAUUUUCCCUGAGCCUAGCUUCAUUCUAAAACAAGUCUUGACUGAGACAAGCCAGGACCACUGUAGAAAGGACUCAAUCCCUUAAUCCAGCUAAUUACUGGAGCAGCUGGUGCAGGUCAGCCUCUUGUUUUAAGAAGCUCCUGUGGGCUCACUGCAACCGCUGGAAAGCAGGUUAGCGGGACAUUGGACGAGCAGAGAUGCCAAGGACAAGGGGUAGGCUGGCAGCCAGCACCUUUUUUUUUAAUUGGCCUGCAGGGGUCUGUAUUCCUGACUAGA
Rattus rattus (black rat) is the source of this 1434-nucleotide messenger RNA. RefSeq names its product coiled-coil domain containing 137 (gene Ccdc137). Bases 55 to 924 code for a protein of 289 amino acids. The record is from RefSeq and is a predicted model, not a curated record. The transcript has 6 exons. Lineage: Eukaryota; Metazoa; Chordata; Mammalia; Rodentia; Muridae.